AUGCUGGACCCCUCGUCCAGCGAAGAGGAAUCCGAUGAGAUAGUCGAGGAAGAGAGCACCAAGGAGGUGCUGGCCUCCGGCGCCUCCGGGGCGCGCCUGUCGCCCAGCCGGACAAGCGACGGCGCGAGCGGCGGCGGGGCCGGCGGCGCUGGCGGCGGCGGCGGCGGUCGGCCCUCCAGCCCCAGUCCGUCGGUGGUGAGCGAGAAGGAGAAGGAAGAGCUGGAGAAGCUGCAGAAGGAGGAGGAGGAGCGGAAGAGGAAGCUGCAGCUCUAUGUCUUCGUGAUGCGCUGCAUCGCAUACCCCUUCAACGCCAAGCAGCCCACCGACAUGGCCCGGCGGCAGCAGAAGAUCAGCAAACAGCAGCUACAAACAGUCAAAGACCGUUUCCAGGCCUUCCUCAAUGGAGAGACUCAGAUUGUGGCUGAUGAAGCCUUCAUGAAUGCUGUUCAGAGUUACUAUGAGGUGUUCCUUAAAAGUGACCGGGUGGCCCGGAUGGUACAGAGUGGUGGGUGCUCGGCCAAUGACUCCAGGGAAGUCUUCAAGAAGCACAUAGAAAAGAGAGUGCGUAGCCUUCCAGAGAUCGAUGGCCUCAGCAAGGAGACAGUGUUAAGCUCCUGGAUGGCCAAAUUUGAUGCUAUUUACCGUGGAGAGGAAGACCCCCGGAAGCAACAAGCCAGAAUGACUGCCAGUGCAGCCUCUGAGCUAAUCCUAAGCAAGGAGCAGCUCUAUGAGAUGUUUCAGAACAUUCUGGGGAUCAAGAAGUUUGAACACCAGCUCCUAUACAAUGCCUGUCAGUUGGACAACCCAGAUGAGCAAGCUGCACAAAUCCGCCGGGAGCUGGACGGACGCCUCCAAAUGGCAGACCAAAUAGCCAGGGAACGCAAGUUUCCCAAAUUUGUGUCCAAAGAAAUGGAGAAUAUGUACAUUGAAGAGUUGAAAUCAUCAGUCAACUUGCUAAUGGCAAACUUGGAGAGUAUGCCAGUGUCAAAAGGAGGGGAAUUCAAGCUUCAGAAACUGAAACGAAGCCAUAACACAUCCAUCAUUGACAUGGGAGAAGAGAAUGAAAACCAGCUCUCCAAAUCAGAUGUUGUUCUGUCCUUCUCCUUAGAGGUUGUGAUCAUGGAAGUUCAAGGCCUAAAGUCCUUGGCCCCCAAUCGUAUUGUGUAUUGCACGAUGGAGGUAGAAGGAGGAGAAAAACUACAGACAGACCAAGCUGAAGCUUCCAAGCCAACGUGGGGGACACAAGGUGAUUUCUCCACGAGCCACGCCCUGCCAGCUGUAAAGGUGAAGCUGUUCACUGAAAGCACAGGUGUCCUGGCCUUGGAGGACAAAGAACUCGGUCGGGUUGUUCUCCGCCCUACCCCUAACAGCCCCAAACAAUCAGAAUGGCAUAAAAUGACAGUUUCCAAAAACUGCCCUGAUCAAGAUCUGAAAAUUAAACUUGCUGUCCGAAUGGAUAAACCUCAAAACAUGAAGCAUUCUGGGUACUUAUGGGCCAUUGGUAAGAAUGUUUGGAAGAGAUGGAAGAAAAGGUUCUUUGUAUUGGUCCAGGUCAGCCAGUACACAUUUGCCAUGUGCAGUUACCGAGAGAAAAAGGCCGAGCCCCAGGAACUUCUGCAGCUGGAUGGCUACACCGUAGACUACACUGACCCCCAGCCAGGUUUGGAAGGGGGCCGAGCCUUCUUCAAUGCAGUUAAAGAAGGGGACACAGUGAUUUUUGCCAGCGACGAUGAACAAGAUCGGAUCCUGUGGGUCCAAGCCAUGUACCGGGCCACCGGCCAGUCCCACAAGCCGGUCCCCCCAACACAAGUUCAAAAGCUAAAUGCCAAGGGAGGAAACGUACCUCAGCUAGAUGCACCAAUCUCUCAAUUUUCUGGACUCAAGGAUGCAGAUAGAGCUCAAAAACAUGGCAUGGAUGAAUUUAUCUCUUCCAAUCCCUGUAACUUUGACCACGCUUCCCUCUUUGAGAUGGUGCAGCGCCUAACUUUGGACCACAGACUAAAUGAUUCCUAUUCUUGCCUGGGCUGGUUCAGUCCUGGCCAGGUAUUUGUACUAGAUGAGUACUGUGCACGAAAUGGAGUCAGAGGCUGUCACAGACAUCUCUGCUACCUCAGUGAUCUCCUUGAACGAGCUGAAAAUGGAGCCAUGAUCGACCCCACACUGCUUCACUACAGCUUUGCCUUCUGUGCAUCCCACGUUCAUGGGAACAGGCCUGAUGGAAUAGGAACAGUGACGGUUGAAGAAAAAGAACGUUUUGAAGAAAUCAAAGAAAGACUCCGAGUUCUUCUGGAAAAUCAAAUCACACAUUUUAGGUAUUGCUUUCCAUUUGGCCGACCUGAAGGCGCGUUAAAAGCUACACUCUCUCUUUUGGAAAGGGUUUUGAUGAAAGACAUCGUUACCCCAGUGCCACAAGAGGAGGUAAAAAUGGUCAUCCGUAAAUGCUUAGAGCAAGCUGCGUUAGUCAACUAUACUCGUCUCUCAGAGUAUGCCAAAAUUGAAGAGAAUCAAAAGGACACAGAAAAUGUAGGCCGCUUAAUCACUCCUGCCAAAAAACUAGAAGACACAAUUCGCCUGGCGGAAUUAGUCAUUGAAGUCCUCCAGCAAAAUGAAGAGCAUCAUGCAGAGGGGAAAGAGGCCUUUGCAUGGUGGUCAGACUUAAUGGUGGAGCAUGCUGAGACGUUCCUGGCAUUAUUUGCAGUGGACAUGGAUGCCGCCUUGGAGGUGCAGCCCCCGGAUUCAUGGGACAGCUUCCCACUGUUUCAACUGCUCAAUGACUUCCUCCGUAGUGAUUAUAACUUAUGCAAUGGAAAAUUUCACAAACACCUGCAGGACCUGUUUGCCCCACUUGUGGUUAGAUAUGUCGAUCUGAUGGAGUCCUCAAUUGCACAGUCAAUUCACAGGGGCUUUGAACGGGAAUCGUGGGAGCCAGUAAAGAGUUUAACCAGUACCCUACCCAAUGUGAAUCUACCUAAUGUGAAUCUACCCAAAGUACCCAAUCUACCAGUUAACAUCCCUCUAGGCAUCCCACAAAUGCCUACUUUUUCGGCACCGUCAUGGAUGGCUGCUAUCUAUGAUGCUGAUAAUGGAUCAGGCACAUCUGAAGACCUCUUCUGGAAACUUGAUGCUCUACAGACUUUCAUUAGGGAUCUGCACUGGCCUGAGGAAGAGUUUGGAAAACACCUAGAACAACGCCUAAAACUGAUGGCAAGUGAUAUGAUUGAGUCCUGUGUGAAAAGAACCAGGAUUGCAUUUGAAGUUAAGCUGCAAAAAACCAGCCGAUCGACAGAUUUCCGAGUCCCACAGUCAAUAUGCACCAUGUUUAAUGUUAUGGUUGAUGCCAAGGCCCAAUCAACAAAACUUUGCAGUAUGGAAAUGGGCCAAGAGCAUCAAUACCAUUCAAAAAUAGAUGAACUAAUUGAAGAAACUGUUAAAGAAAUGAUAACACUCUUAGUGGCAAAGUUUGUCACAAUCCUGGAAGGAGUGCUGGCCAAAUUAUCCAGAUAUGAUGAAGGAACUUUGUUCUCUUCUUUUCUUUCAUUUACUGUGAAGGCAGCUUCCAAGUAUGUGGACGUCCCUAAGCCUGGGAUGGACGUUGCCGAUGCCUACGUGACAUUUGUCCGCCACUCUCAGGAUGUCCUCCGUGAUAAGGUCAAUGAGGAGAUGUAUAUAGAAAGGUUAUUUGAUCAAUGGUACAACAGUUCCAUGAACGUGAUUUGCACCUGGUUGACAGAUCGGAUGGACUUGCAGCUUCAUAUUUAUCAGCUGAAAACACUUAUUAGGAUGGUAAAGAAAACUUAUAGGGACUUCCGAUUGCAAGGAGUGCUGGACUCGACCUUAAACAGUAAAACCUACGACACAAUCCGAAACCGACUUACUGUAGAAGAAGCCACAGCCUCCGUGAGUGAAGGCGGGGGCCUUCAGGGCAUUACAAUGAAGGACAGUGAUGAAGAAGAUGAAGAAGAUGAUUAAAACAUGCUCCCCGUCCUAGAGGUCCUCUAAGACAUAGCCUUGUAAUCAAUGCAUGCCCCUAGUCUCUUAUUCAGUUAUAGCCACAUUAGGGGAAUUUUCCGUCCACUCUAAAUGCCCAUGAGAAGUUUACCAAUAGCUGUGUGGUACCGAGAUUAGCACCUCCAUUUGAUUCAUUGGUUCCCUGGGUUCGUAACUGUAAAUUCAAAGCAAUAUGGAGCACCAUUGUUUAAAAACAGUUCAUGGAGAAUACACAGACCAACUCCUCGGUAUGUCCCUGUCAUAAAUAGAGUUAAACAAUGCUGCCUUAGCAUCCUGUUUCCACACUGAUGGUAAAUUAUAAAGAUGAGUUCCUCAAGUACUAUUCAUUUCUCUGUUUCUCUGUCUGUGGAUCCCAAAUGCAUAAAUGAAUAUACAAAUAAAAAUGCUUUGGGUUUUUUUUAAAAGAAAAAUGAGGCUCCAAUAACUGAGGUUUUUGUGCUCUUCCUUUGGCCCCCAGAAUUUAAGCUUGACUCUCUUGAGUCCUUGUGAAAUCAUCUACUUUCACGUAACCAUACAGUUAGUCACAAAAAAAAUGAUAUACCAAUGGAUCAGUCAUUCCAAUGUCCAGCACAGGUUAAGCCCAAUUAAGAAGAGACACCCCACCCAGCAAGCCCAGGCCCAAGCAAUCACGUUCUACUGACCUAUGCCCUAUCGAGUGUUACAUUUUGCUUUUUAAAGUUUCAAUAAUCGUAUAUGUAAAAAAAAAAGAAGAGAUGAAAUUUAAAUUACAAUCCUAGACUAUAUAAUGUGUUUAUAAUAAGAUAAUGGAUAUUUAUUUCAGUAGAAUGUAACCAUAGUUUAAAUUAUUUUGGUUCACUAUGUUUUUUAUAUGUCAUGUACAUUCCAUUUUGACCAGUCACUGCAUGACCCUGGGGUCCCCUCCAGAAGCUUUUCCUUUCUCUGUAUAGUAGUGGAUCUAUCUUGCUUUUGGCCUUAUACAAAGCCUACAGUUGAAAAGUGCGGUAAACUGUGGCUUCUCAAUAAAUAACUAUUCAGAUGUCCUAAGGAUUAA
This is a messenger RNA of Trichosurus vulpecula (common brushtail), 5020 nucleotides long. RefSeq names its product calcium dependent secretion activator (gene CADPS). NCBI's taxonomy places the organism in Eukaryota, Metazoa, Chordata, Mammalia, Diprotodontia, Phalangeridae. The transcript has 32 exons. The coding region runs from base 1 to 3969 and encodes 1322 amino acids. Gene Ontology annotation, biological process: dense core granule exocytosis; positive regulation of exocytosis; synaptic vesicle exocytosis. The record is from RefSeq and is a predicted model, not a curated record. Gene Ontology annotation, cellular component: glutamatergic synapse.